Messenger RNA from Anopheles aquasalis, 1059 nucleotides. RefSeq names its product caspase-like. Gene Ontology annotation, biological process: proteolysis. NCBI's taxonomy places the organism in Eukaryota, Metazoa, Arthropoda, Insecta, Diptera, Culicidae. The record is from RefSeq and is a predicted model, not a curated record. Gene Ontology annotation, molecular function: cysteine-type endopeptidase activity.
GGCUCGUCUCGGUCACAUAACAUUCAUUCGUCGCGUAGUCGUAGAACAGGAAGAAUCGCGUAUUUUUCGAAAUGGAAAACGUGGCCAGCAGUGAUGAAACUGAUAUCAAAGUGUUUGGACAUUUUUUGCAGAACCAAACCAACUCAAGGUGAAGAUGAGCCGCUUCGACAAUCUACCGUGGCCACCAGCAUUCCGGUGCACGCCCUAUCUGCCAAUCCUGAUCUGGAGUACUCAACGAAAAACAAAAACCGAGGUGUUGCCAUUGUCAUAAAUCAGGAGAAAUUUUCUACGAUGAAGUCUCGCGAAGGCAGCAGCAAGGAUCGAGAUGAUAUUUGUGCCGUUCUGGCGAGCCUUGAGUUUGAAGUGCGCGUUUUGAAUGAUUUCAAAAGGAGUGCAUUAAUUAAGAAAUUGGAGGAGAUUGCUAGCGAAGACCAUACCCACAAUGACUGUCUCGUCGUAGUGGUGAUGACGCACGGAGAGCAAGGUGUACUGUUUGCGGCAGAUGCCGAGUACAAGGUGGAUCGCCUGUGGGAGUGCUUUAUCGGGGAAGCUUGCCCGACCCUUCUUGGCAAGCCGAAGCUCUUUUUCAUACAAGCGUGUCGCGGUAAGAAGCUAGAUGAAGGCGUAUUAGUCCGGAGCGCUACGGACACGGUGGAUGCCCGCGAAUCCCCUAAGCAGCACAUCUACACCAUUCCUACUACGGCCGAUUUGCUGGUAAUGUACUCGACCUACGAUGGUCACUAUUCGUGGCGCAAUCCAACCAAUGGUUCCUGGUUCAUUCAAUCACUCUGCACGGUGCUCAAAUCUUAUGGUCGUGAAAAGGAGCUGUUGCCAAUUCUAACUGCCGUAUCGUGGAACGUUGCCUACAACUACCGAUCGUUCGUGCCUGAUAACGCCAAAAUGGACGCCAUGAAGCAGAUGCCGUGCAUUGUGUCAAUGCUUACGAAAGCGGUUUACUUCCGUCCGAAAUCAGUGUCGUAAGCCGUAGCCACACGUGGUUAUUUCGUUCAUCGCAAGAAAAUAAACAAGUUUUUUUUAAAAGAAAACAUGCACGAGUCU